CGACCAAUUAGAUGCAUUUGUUUAGUUUGUCGGGGUCGGGUCGGAAGUUACGAAAAAAUCAUAAAGAGGAAAUCUUCACACGAUAUCCUCUAUAAAACUUUAGUUUUGUUGUAUCAUACAUUAAUCUAAAAAUAAUGUCUAUAAAUUUAAGAACUGUUUAUGCAUUUGCUCGGGAAAUGUACCCGAAGAAAUCAAAUGAUCCCAUACAAUAUGGAACAGCCGGAUUUCGUGGCAAGGCCGAAAACUUGGACAGUACUAUGUUUCGGAUGGGCGUAUUAGCCACACUAAGAUCCCGUAUACUUGGCGGUUCGGUUAUUGGUGUUAUGAUCACUGCAUCUCACAAUCCUGAACCGGAUAACGGUGUUAAACUCAUUGAUCCGAAAGGUGAAAUGUUGGAUCCAAGUUGGGAAGUCAUUGCGACGGAAUUAGCCAAUGUAACAGACCAAGAGCUGGAAGCACAGGUUGGAAAAAUUAUUCGAGAAAACAACAUAGAUGUUAGUUCUUCGUCAAAUGUUUAUGUCGGCAUGGAUAAUCGCUAUCAUAGCCCAAGGCUCUUAAAGGCAGUUGCCGAUGGCGUUAUAGCGUUAAAGGGGAAUGUGAAAGAGUUCGGUAUUGUCACAACACCAAUGGUGCAUUAUUUUGUUGUUGCAGCUAAUACCAAAUGCGCCUAUGGACAACCCACUGAGGAAGGCUACUAUUCCAAGCUCAUAACUGCAUUUAAUUCCCUAAGAGAAGAUAAACUGGAAAAUGGCAAUUAUAAGAAUCGUUUGUUGUUUGAUGGUGCUAAUGGCGUAGGGGCACGAAAGAUGUUGCAGUUUAUAAAGAGAAUGAAUAGCACAUUGAAUGUUGAAGUUUUCAACAAGGGCGAUGGUAAAAUAAAUCACGAAUGUGGAGCAGAUCAUGUUAAAGUUCUUCAAAAGCCUCCUAUCUAUAUGCCCAUUGCUGAACCGUUCACGCGAUGCGUCAGCGUCGAUGGGGACGCGGACCGUGUGGUUUACUUCUUUACCGAUGACAAAGGGGUCUUCCAUUUAUUGGAUGGUGAUCGCAUUGCAACGCUGGUAGCUGAUUUUCUAAUGGAUACGGUUAAACGAUGUAGUCUAGAGUUAAAAUUGGGAUUGGUUCAAACAGCCUAUGCAAAUGGUGCUUCUACAGAUUACAUUGUCAAUAAAUUAAAAGUGCCUGUAGCAUGUGUGCCAACCGGAGUAAAACAUUUACAUCACAAAGCCUUAGAAUUCGAUAUAGGUGUGUAUUUUGAAGCAAACGGCCACGGUACGGUAAUAUUUAGUGAUGAUGCCAAAAACUUAAUCAAAAAAGCAGCCGAAGAUGGGAACGAAGAAGCGAAAAAGUUUUUACUGAUAAUCGAUGUAAUAAAUGAAACUGUUGGCGAUGCCAUUUCCGAUAUGUUAUUGGUGGAAACCAUACUCAAUCACAAAGGUUGGGAUGUAGCUGAUUGGCUAGCCUGUUAUGAUGAUUUGCCUAAUUUACAAUUGAAGAUAAAGGUACAAGAUCGUAAUGUUAUAACAACCUCUGAUUCGGAACGCGUCUGUGUUACACCUGUGGGUCUGCAGGAAGCCAUAAACCAAGCAGUGUCCAAUUACAAACGAGGUCGCUCGUUUGUACGACCAUCAGGAACAGAAGAUGUUGUCAGAGUAUAUGCUGAGGCAGCCACAAAAGAGGAUUGCGAAAGUCUGGCGUAUGAUGUUGGCAUUUUAGUGCAUAAGAUGGCCGGUGGCGUGGGCCCCGAACUUGUCCAUCCCAAUAACACGGUUAAAGCUCAUUUUUAAAUAUUUCUAUGUAACAAAACUUUGCCUGCCUUUAAGGAAAAUUAAGAUAUAUGUUCUUUUAAGAGCCCAGUGUUAUCUCACGUAUUUUUAUAUGCAUAUAUAUAGAAACUGUUUUUGUUUUACCUAUCUAUUUUAUUCAACUCACCACAUGUGGUCAUUUUGUAUUAUUGUAGAGCAACAAAUGUUUAAUGGAGAUUAUUAAUACUUAAUACAAGUUUAACUUUUGUCAAACCAA
Stomoxys calcitrans (stable fly) is the source of this 2019-nucleotide messenger RNA. It is a transcript of the gene nst, whose product is annotated as phosphoacetylglucosamine mutase. Gene Ontology annotation, biological process: carbohydrate metabolic process; UDP-N-acetylglucosamine biosynthetic process. The transcript is spliced from 3 exons. NCBI's taxonomy places the organism in Eukaryota, Metazoa, Arthropoda, Insecta, Diptera, Muscidae. The record is from RefSeq and is a predicted model, not a curated record. Bases 135 to 1784 code for a protein of 549 amino acids. Gene Ontology annotation, molecular function: phosphoacetylglucosamine mutase activity; magnesium ion binding.